Molecule: messenger RNA, 2557 nt
Organism: Plectropomus leopardus (leopard coralgrouper)
Lineage: Eukaryota; Metazoa; Chordata; Actinopteri; Perciformes; Serranidae
Gene: pgghg
Product: protein-glucosylgalactosylhydroxylysine glucosidase
Biological process (GO): carbohydrate metabolic process
Cellular component (GO): cytosol
Molecular function (GO): protein-glucosylgalactosylhydroxylysine glucosidase activity
Source: RefSeq, a predicted model, not a curated record
CCUCCUCCUACAGUUGUAGCACUGGACACUACCAACUUGGAUCCACUUUAUCAACAAGUCUGGCGCUCUUUGACUCCAGUCGACAUAAAAUGUAAAAGGAAAAAACAACUCAUGAGCUGUUUUUUGUAGGUUUACCGCACAGAUCAAGUGGUUUGGGAACUUCUGGAGGUUUCAUUUUCACGCUUCAUCUCCAGGCGCUCCUCUUUGUUGCAGAAACAGAUGCUUUUUCCUGUUCACGUAAUACAACCUCAUCGCCAUGUCCUGUGAUGAAGACCCUUACAUCUUCUCCACCGACACUCUACCUAGUGACCGCCGCUUCCUCCCUCCACUGGCCAAUGGGCUGCUGGGAUGGAGGGUGUACAACGGCGUCAUGCACAUGGGUGGUGUGUAUAACGGGGAGGGUGGGCAUUGUCACCGGGCUGAUGUCCCCUGUCCCCAUGCUGUGCAGCUUGAGACAGACGAAGUAGCCCAGCACACCUACGCCCUGGACACCCACACGGGCAUUUUCACCCACACUCUGAGCUCAGCGAGUGUCACUGUGUCACAGUCUUUGUAUUCACACCGACACUACCCCAACCUGAUGGUGAUGGAGGUCCUGCUGGUGCGUCAGGUGACCUCAGAGGAGCCAAUCAAUGUCCGGCUGGUCACUUCAUACACACCUGAGAGCAAAGACAUCGUUUUCGAGUCUGGUCCUGAUUACAAAGGGGGCAGCCACAUCCAAGGAAAGGUGACCACUGCUGAGUUCCCUGGAGGUUUCUGUCCCACAGUGCAUCUCAUCUGGAUCCCCAUUCCUUCCACUCUGACACUGCUUCCAGAGCAGAGCCAGGCUCGCUGGGGCUUUAUCCUGGCUGUGGCCAACAGUUUAGAGACUGCUGAGGCCAGCUUCGAUGAGGGUCUGAGUCUGAUGGCGAGUGGUAACCUGCGUUUGUCUCACGAGAAUGCCUGGAAAGAACUGUGGCUGCAGAGCAAGGUGGAGGUGGAGGGUUCGGAGAACGUUGGCAAGGUUCUGAUUGGCUGCAUGUUUUACCUCCUUAGUGCCUUCCCCUCCAUACACGACACCUCCAGCUCUUUUGGUGGAGUCAGUCCAGGUGGGCUGUCUAACGGUGGGGAUGGUCAAGACUACUGGGGCCACGUUUUCUGGGACCAGGACAUUUGGAUUUAUCCUGGUAUAGCCCUGUUCUAUCCCAAGCUAGCCAAAGCUGUGCUGAAGUACAGGGUGGGGACUAUAGAUGGCGCAAAAGACAACGCCCAAAAGCAGGGCUUCAAGGGACUGAAGUUCCCAUGGGAGAGUGCCGUGUCAGGGAGGGAGGUCUGUCCAGAGGACAUUUACGGACAACAAGAGAUUCACAUAAAUGGAGACGUCACCUUGGCCUUCCAACACUACCUCCACCUCACAGAGGAUCUGUCCAUGUUCACAGAGGGCAAGGGCCAGGAGGUGAUAUACGGUGUAGCUGAUUACUGGGUCUCAAGAGCAUCGUGGAACCCUGACGACCACAAGUAUCAUAUCUUAGGUGUCAUGCCACCUGAUGAGUUUUAUUACAAUGUCAACAACUCUGUGUACACAAACACAGUGGCCAAAAUCAGUCUCCAGUUCGCUGUAGAAUUGGCUGACCUCCUUCAACAUCCUGCACCAAAGGAAUGGAAGGAAGUGGCUGAAAACCUCAAAAUACCUUUUGACCAAGAGUCCCAAUACCAUCCAGAGUACGACGGCUACAUCAAAGGUCACCCAGUGAAGCAGGCGGACACAGUGAUGCUGGGAUAUCCUCUUGGAAUUGAAAUGUCCACAGAGAUCAGGAAAAAUGACCUUGAAGCGUAUGAGCCAGUAACAGACAUUCAUGGUCCGGCCAUGACAUGGGGGAUGUUUGCAAUCGGCUGGCUGGAGCUAGGGGAGGCUGACAGAGCUCAACUUUUACUGGAGAAGUGCUUCAAAAACAUCCAGGGACCGUUCCAGGUAUGGAGUGAAUCAUCAGAUGGCACCGGUGCAGUUAACUUUCUCACGGGGAUGGGAGGAUUCCUGCAAGCUGUGCUGUUUGGUUACACUGGCUUCAGAGUUCAGAAGGAAUGUCUGGCCUUUUCCCCAAUUCUUCCCAAUGACGUUUCGGAGCUCUGCGUCCGUGGCGUGAAUUACCUGGGCUGUCAGAUGGACUGGCUGCUGAGGAAAGAUGAAGUUUGUGUCAUACUGAGGGAACAGGAAAACAAAUCCUGUGAUCUGCAGGUUGUUCUGAAGGCAUCUGGGACUAAAAUCCCUCUCACACCAGGGAAUCCCGUCACCUUUCCACGAGAGCCGGGGUGUGUUUGUAAAGUGGCUUGGACGUCUUCCUGUUGGCCUCUCUGAAACAGCGACCGUGACCCUCCUAAUCAUUCCAGUUACCUACUGUUAAAGAUAUUUGGAACAACUUAUUUUAUAUCAAAGCCACUGUUAAGCAAUCGUGACAAAAUGUACGAUAUCCCUAUAGCAUAAGCAUUAUAAUAUACCAUUGUUACAAACCCAUUACCCAGAAUGUUGUAUUGUAAUUAAAUGGAAAUAUAUUCAAAUAAAACUAACAUUGUUUGCAAA